This is a messenger RNA of Peronospora farinosa, 1641 nucleotides long. The record is from the annotation of a GenBank genome assembly. Lineage: Eukaryota; Oomycota; Peronosporomycetes; Peronosporales; Peronosporaceae.
AUGGCCAAGAAAAUAGGCGUUUUGGAGAAGAUGAAAGGCUACUCUUCGUCUGCUAUGAAGCAGUUUAUAGCUCUCCUAAAGAAGAUCUACGGUAGAUUUCAACAGCAACUCAAGAGAUUACAUCGAGCCCCGAAACACGACGCAAAAGCUAAAGAGUCAACAACACCUUUAGCCACAAACAAAGAGUCAGAGACUCAAAAAGUGACAGAUAUGAAAGAAGGAGUGGAUACGCAAACAGUGACAGGAAAAGAAGAAUCACCUCAUCUUGACAAUAAAGACGUAACAACUGAGCCGAAAAUAGCACGUCCCGACGCAGAAAAAGAUAGUGUUGUCAAACCAACUGAAACGACGAAAGAAAUGACAGGGGAACACGAACCAGUGCAACCAGUCGCAGAAGAAAAUGUUGUGGAACCAAAGAGUGGUGAAAAUGCUGAAAUACAUGCUGGUGAAGGAGAAAACGAUGCCGCUAGCUUGCGGGCUUCAGCUACGACUGAAGAAGGCAACGUUGGAAAGAAAUCGCCGACCUUUUUGAAAAAGUCACGUCAAGCUCUCAACAACAAAAUUAACAGUGCAUUAAGCAUAUUCAACAGCAAGACGAAGCCAGUGCCAACUACGAAUUCUGCCGACACUUUAACUGAAACGACGAAAGAAAUGACAGGGGAACACGAACCAGUGCAACCAGUCGCAGAAGAAAAUGUUGUGGAACCAAAGAGUGGUGAAAAUGCUGAAAUACAUGCUGGUGAAGGAGAAAACGAUGCCGCUAGCUUGCGGGCUUCAGCUACGACUGAAGAAGGCAACGUUGGAAAGAAAUCGCCGACAUUUUUGAAAAAGUCACGUCAAGCUCUCAACAACAAAAUUAACAGUGCAUUAAGCAUAUUCAACCGCAAGACGAAGCCAGUGCCAACUACGAAUUCUGCCGACACUUUAACUGAAACGACGAAAGAAAUGACAGGGGAACACGAACCAGUGCAACCAGUCGCAGAAGAAAAUGUUGUGGAACCAAAGAGUGGUGAAAAUGCUGAAAUACAUGCUGGUGAAGGAGAAAACGAUGCCGCUAGCUUGCGGGCUUCAGCUACGACUGAAGAAGGCAACGUUGGAAAGAAAUCGCCGACCUUUUUGAAAAAGUCACGUCAAGCUCUCAACAACAAAAUUAACAGUGCAUUAAGCAUAUUCAACCGCAAGACGAAGCCAGUGCCAACUACGAAUUCUGCCGAUUCUCGACCACCACUUGGUGAAGGAGGGAAUGAUGUUCCAAACACGAAUGUUGUCUCCGAGGCGACCACAAGUGAAGUGACAGGGAACUCAAAUUCUGUACAUUCCAUCACAGAAAAAGAAAAUGCUGUCGCUGAUGGGGGUGUUGGUAUUAAUGAAAGAGAUAACGUCGUUGUGCCUAAAAUACCAGGAAAAAGUAUGAAAAUGAUAAUGAAGAAAUUCGCCGAACUAUUGAAACAACCAAAGAGUGGUGCAAAGAAUAACGCACUUACUGGUGAAGGAGCAAAUGAUGUCGUCAACGCGGCCCAAGGUGGAGAAAGUGGCACCUCUCGCUUGGUCGGCGAAAUUGGGGAUGACGCUGGUGGUGCAGGUAAAAAAGCACAUGAUUCAUCUAACACGCUUGAGGAAGGAACAAAGAAAGAGGAUUAG